UCGCACUUAUUGUUCCACCUGGUGACGUAUCAUUGUCUUUGCAGAUAAGGAGGGAAAGAAAAAAAAAACCAGAUGCGAGUUAAAAAUAAGAAGGAAUUGCAAGAUCGAGGACGCGAGUUUGGGCCCGGCGUCGCGACGCCCGUUCACGCGAUCGGCCGCGGCUACACACGCGCGUAUCGACGCGUGUACACACGCGAGUAAUCGAAUCAAGGUCCUGGGCUCUAUAAAUAAUACAUUCGUCGUCCAGGAGUGACGUUGCAACGGGGUCCGGGGGUCUAGUCGACGCCGGGCGCCGCGACGCUCUUGACGCGCGGCACUGUGUGCGUCUCGCGUGUGAACGCGAGGCCGCGUCGCGUGUGCGACCGCGACGCACGUGCGCGCGCGUAAAAGCGGAUCUCGCUAACUCCCUGAAUCACUGGUUUGGCUCGAUUACAAGUCGCUCCUGUAACUCUUGCCAACGGCAGGAGGAAGCGACGACGACUCUGCCUCCUCUUCCUCCUCUUCCUAUUUAUCCAUGCAACUCGGAAUGCUUGGCACUUUUUCCGAGGCGAAUCGUGCCAUGUAACGCGACGCCGCUGCUAAAUUAUGAACCCCACUUGACACCUUCGCCGGAUUGUGCGUCGUUGUUAAUUUGACGACUCCCUUAAGAGGAAAGUUCGGCACGGUGUACAGGUGUAAAGAAAAGUCGAGCGGCUUGGAUUUGGCCGCGAAGGUGGUGAACACUUCGAGGAAAGAAGACAGAAGAUCCGUGGAAAGAGAAGUUGGGAUCAUGAGGAAGCUUCAGCAUCCAAGACUUAUACAGCUAUACGAUGCCAUUGACACUGGGAAGCAAAUUUAUGUCGUCUUGGAGCUGAUCACGGGCGGAGAACUUUUCGAAAGAGUCAUCGACGACGACUUCGUCUUGACCGAAAGAAGCUGCGCGGUUUUCAUGAGACAGAUCUGCGAGGGAAUAGAAUUCGUCCACGCCCAGAACAUUCUGCACCUAGACAUGAAGCCGGAGAAUAUAUUGUGCCUGACGAAGGAGGGAAACAGGAUAAAAAUCAUAGAUUUCGGAUUGGCGAGACAGUACGAUCCCACGAAGAAGUUACAGGUUCUUUUCGGCACGCCGGAAUUCGUUGCCCCAGAAGUCGUGAACUUCGAUCAAAUUGGUUUUGGCACGGACAUGUGGAGCAUCGGUGUCAUAUGUUAUGUCCUCUUAUCAGGACUGUCACCGUUUAUGGGAGACACCGAUGUGGAGACAAUGGCUAACGUGACCAUAGCCAAGUACGACUUUGACCAUGAAGCUUUUACCGACAUAUCCGAAGAUGCGAAAGACUUCAUCCGAAGUCUCCUGAUAAAAGACAAAGAAAAGCGGCUCUCGGCGUCGCGGUGUCGCGAGCAUCGUUGGCUCGUUCAGAAGAAACUUCCGUCAUCUACGUCGGCCACGCCAAAGGUGGUCGUCAAGCCGGAAGUGUCUCAACCGGACGUAAAUCUCGGCAGAAGGGAGGAGCUGGACAUGACCAAGGACAAUCUGAGGCUGUUCGUGGAGCGAUGGCGCGAACAUCCCGACAGUCCUUACAUGAUCGAGGUGGAGGCGCCUCAAGGUAGAAGGUUGGUUAGCGACUUAGAACAAGAGAACACCAUAGAAGUCUCUUCGCUCCGUUGUGGAAGUCCCUCGCCCUGUGGAAGCCUCUGCAGUUCGGUGUCAGAGAUCGCCAAUUCUCCGGCAGAUAACACCAGAUUCCUGCUGCCUCCAACAUGGGGAUUUCCAUUCGAGAGGAGAGCCUCGGAUGGAACAUGUUCCAGGGAUGCAUCGGCGCAGAUAGUUCUCGCAGAAGAGAUCAUCAGACUUUCGGAACACCUGCGCUCUCUGGCUGCGGCUUCGAAAGUUGGCCCUGGAAGCCAGAAUCCACAGAAACUUAACGACCAGGAUAAGGUAAAUCCAUCCACGAGCGUCGAAAAGGACGCUGAUAAGGGUAAAAGCGAUAAAGUUAAGCAGAUAUCGCCCAAUCGACUGAGGGUACCGGGAAUGAAGACGGACGAUCGCCAGGUUGACGAGGUUUCUGGCAACGUGGCGAAGACUCUUGGGAAAAAGGAGCGACGAUUAAAUGAUAAGAUGGAUGUUGAGUCUUCUGGCUCUGCGAAAGAGAACAGGAAAGAGGGGAAGAGGGAGAAGUCGGUACAAGUCUCCUCUUCUAAAACGAAGCUGGUGGAACAGUCGGAGGAACAUGCUAACGAGAUCUCGGAGAAGCUUUCCACGAUCACCAGGCAGCGGCAGCUGAAAGGAACGACGUUUAACAGGUCCAGGACUGUUGAAAACGAUGUUGACGUGGAUGCUGGGAAGGUCAGAUCUGGAAGUGCAGAGAAAAAUUUCAAGUUGGAUGGAGAUACCGUGAAAAAGUCUCCUAAAGUCGUUGUGGAGGGUGGCGGCUCUUCCACUUCGGUUUCGGAUUUGGUUGAUUCACGGAACGCUGAUAAGAAGUUCAACUUGAAGGCUGAUACCUUCCUUAGACUCGAAGAUUUUGAUACUUCCGAUUGGGAAGAUCUGACUCCUCCGUGGAGGAAAGGAAGAGUUAAAAGGCGGUUCGGAGAAACUUGCAGAGAUGUGCCCAGGAUCUCCACUCUUAGGGACUUGCAUCAGGACCGGAACCUGGAUGAACCUACGAGUACGAAAAAUUUGUUGCUACAACUUUUAGAAGAGUGGGGAGAUAUCACCAGACCUAGUGGAGUCGGCAGGAAAUCCGUUAGCGUGGAUUGGGGUGGAGAAGAGUCGGUAGCUAGGAGGUCCAUGAAUUCCUUGGCUGAAUAUUUUCAAUCCGAACAGCAAAAGUCAGCCCAAAGUGUCACGUCGAUUGCGUCUCCUCUGGCACAUCGCUGAUUCGUUUAGAAGUGCUCCAGAUUGUGGAACAACAUCAUGAAUGUUACAUUUGCAUUUUACAAAAAUACCCCGAAAAGAUUAACAAUUGGAAGGAGUCAUCGUGGUUAACUCGGAUACGAAGAAAGCUUUCGAAAGAGUUACUUUGCACGGAACAACGAAGGAGGAAGCUUCAACGGUCCAGGGACUAGAAAUACUCCUUAAUUGUAAAGAAAUAAAAUGAGAAGAUCGAGGGGAGAAUGCAAAUUAGUCUAGUAGAAAAGUAGUCCAUGGAAUAUUUGGAGAAGAUCCGAACGUCUAUUUGAUGUUCACUAGACGGAAGUGGUUACACGGGUCCAUAUUGGGUUCAGGGUCGUUCAAAUCAUUGGAGAUGAGGAAAGGGUCUAAAGUAUAUUUACAGUGGUUACGUGUGUGCUUUUAGGAGAAACUGGGUAAAAGUUGAGCUAAUGGCGGCUGAAAUCAAAGUUCAAGAUCUUGGACCAUGCUUAAUAUUAAGUAAUUUAUUAAAAAGAAUAAAAGAUUAACGAUG
Messenger RNA from Orussus abietinus, 3383 nucleotides. Its product is annotated as carbon catabolite-derepressing protein kinase. Gene Ontology annotation, molecular function: ATP binding; protein serine/threonine kinase activity. Gene Ontology annotation, biological process: intracellular signal transduction; protein phosphorylation; positive regulation of apoptotic process. NCBI's taxonomy places the organism in Eukaryota, Metazoa, Arthropoda, Insecta, Hymenoptera, Orussidae. The transcript has 6 exons. Gene Ontology annotation, cellular component: nucleus. The record is from RefSeq and is a predicted model, not a curated record. Bases 770 to 2857 code for a protein of 695 amino acids.